CCACAGAGAAAAUCCAAGAUAACAGCUUCUCGGAAAUUACAACUCAAGGCACUGAUGCUGCAGGUGGCAAAGCAGGAAAUGGAGAAAGAGGAAGACGAGCGGGCCCAGGAGAAGGAGCGAUACCUCUCGGAGCACUGCAUCCCCUUAGACCUGGCAGGACAUGGCCUCGCAGAGCUGCAGGAGAUGUGCCGACAGUUCCACACGCAGGUUGACAAGAUAGAUGAGGAACGCUACGACAUGGAGGCUCGGGUCAGCAAGAGCGUCAAUGAGAUCGAGGAUUUGACCCAGAAGAUCUUUGACCUGCGAGGGAAAUUUAAGCGUCCUGCCCUCCGCCGUGUCCGUCUCUCAGCUGACGCCAUGAUGCAGGCCCUCCUGGGCUCCAAACACAAGGUCUCCAUGGAUCUGCGGGCCAACCUCAAGCAGGUCAAGAAAGAUGACACCGAAAAGGAGAAUCGGGAAGUGGGUGACUGGCGGAAGAACAUCGAUGCUUUGAGCGGCAUGGAGGGACGCAAGAAGAAAUUUGAGGCCUCCACUGCAGGGCAAGCCUGA
This is a messenger RNA of Elgaria multicarinata webbii, 549 nucleotides long. RefSeq names its product troponin I3, cardiac type (gene TNNI3). Gene Ontology annotation, cellular component: troponin complex. The transcript has 5 exons. NCBI's taxonomy places the organism in Eukaryota, Metazoa, Chordata, Lepidosauria, Squamata, Anguidae. The record is from RefSeq and is a predicted model, not a curated record. Gene Ontology annotation, biological process: skeletal muscle contraction; cardiac muscle contraction. Bases 55 to 549 code for a protein of 164 amino acids.